AUGUCGCCCCCUCCGGCUGCGGCGGAAUGUGAUAAGGGGUGCUUGUCUACCACCUCUGCCGCCUCGACACCAUCCUCCUCGGCCGCCUCUAAAUCAUCUUCCUCGGCCGCCUCUACACCAUCCACCUCGUCCAUCUCUACGCCACCCACCGUGAAUGCCACCAAUGUGACCUCUCACGGUCCUUUCACGGGUCCACCAGCCACAACCACAGGCGCAAUAUCGACCAGCAUACUCGCCUCGUCGAUACCAGCAUUGCCCCCUGCCCCAGGUGCCUUUGCUUAUCCAGCGAAUGGUAAACUCAACGCGACCCAGCCGGCGCCAUACACGCCUGCUGGCGGCCUGGGCACGAACGGCUCCGCCCCUGUCUACCGCCCCCUGUCGGACUUCGACUUCCAGUCCGUCGCACUGGCUCUUUACCAAGAAUGGAUCGAGCUGGACUUGUUCCACUGGGGCCUCGCAACGUUCUCGGCCCAAGAAUUCGCGGCCGCGGGCCUGACGGCUGAGGAUCGCUUCCUCAUCCAGUUCAUGGCGGAGCAAGAACUCGGGCACGCAACAGUUCUCACCAACAUGCUCGGCCCCGCGGCGCCGGUGCAGUGCACGUACAACUACCCCAUAUCCAACGUGCGCGAGUUCAUCGACUUCUGCCAGAAGCUCACUCGCUGGGGCGAGUCGGGCGUGUACGGCUUCAUCCAGCACCUGGACGCGCGCGACAUGGCGCAGAUCCUGCAGCAGUCCAUCUCGACCGAGGCGCGCCAGCAGAUGAUCUUCCGCCAGUUCGAGGGCCUGUUCCCCAUGCCCGUGUGGUUCGAGAUUGGCACCCCGCAGUCCUGGGCCUGGACCCUCCUGUCGCCCUACAUCUCAUCGUGCCCCCGCAAUCAGACCCGCCUGAUCUGGCAGAACUUCCCGGCCCUGUACAUCAUCAACCAGCCCAACCCGGCCCGCAUCAACGGCUCGGCCGCGGUCAACGAGACCACGGGCGGCUACGCCAACGCCCUCAACACGACCGGCGUCCCGCGGGCCGACGACUGCUUCCUGGGCGUCAACUCGUCGGCCGUGGGGCGCACCUGCGCGCCGGGCAUCACGCGCAACCGGUCGGAGCCGCUGUCGCAGCCCGGCAGGCUCGUGAACCUACGGUGGGACGCGCCCGGCAAGCCCGUGGGGCCCAACAACAGCUACGUGACCGACACGACGGCGGGGAAGCCGCGGUUCGCGCUGUGGGUCACGCAGCUGAACGCCACGUACACGCCGCUGCUUAACGUCAGCGGGAACCAGGCCUCCACGGUGCAGCCAGACCUGGAGACGUUCGCGGGGGACCCGGCCGUGAACGGGACCAUCUUCUUGGCGAUUACGGAUGAUGAUCUGUUUGUUACGCCGUUCAACCUGAGCAUGGUUAAUCCGCGUGUCAAUGCGCUGGCCAUCUAUCAGGCUGGUUGAGGCUGGGUAAGGGGGUUUGUGUGUGUGUCUCAGAGAGGCAACAAGGGAGAUCUCUGUGGGAAAUGUGACUGUUGGAUAGAAAUAUGAUAAUCUGGUGUAAGGGUAUUGAUAUCGAGCAACAGCCAUCCCCUCUUUUCAUUGUCAGCUGCGAGGCUAUUGCGAAGCCCCGUGCGACUUGUCAUACUUAGAUAGCCACAACACAUUGUUUCCCUGGAAACGGGCCCCAUACAAAGCCAUUCUAUCUUUAAGUUGAAACGACAGCCAGGGCUCAAACAAAGUCCCAGUAGCCACGCCGCCCGGCCUCUCAGCCUCCAGCUUUGUCGCACCCCGACUCCGACUGUAUCUCUGUGCGCUAGUCAGGAUGGACCU
This is a messenger RNA of Phialemonium atrogriseum, 1803 nucleotides long. Its product is annotated as protein rds1. The coding region runs from base 1 to 1434 and encodes 477 amino acids. Lineage: Eukaryota; Fungi; Ascomycota; Sordariomycetes; Cephalothecales; Cephalothecaceae. The record is from RefSeq and is a predicted model, not a curated record. The transcript is spliced from 2 exons.